CUUCAAUCCUCUAGUGGAUGGGUUUUUGUCCGGCGACGCUGACGUUCGUGCCGGCCCGUCGAGGAUGUUCUUCUGAUGAAGACUGCCCUGGAGGACACAAAUGCUGUCGAUUUGACUGUGGGCCUGUUUGUGUGCUGCCUGUUUUCAUGAAGCCGGGUCAGUGUCCCCUACCAGAGAUGAUUCCACUGUGUGCUGAAAGCUGUUUCCAUGAUGGCCAGUGUCCUGCCACACAGAAGUGUUGCCCAACCACCGGUGGCUUUGCAUGCAGUGAACCACGUGGUCAGGGAAGAGGACAGGGAAGCGGCCAGGGACAAGGACAGGGAAGCGGCCAGGGACAAGGACAGGGAAGCGGCCAGGGAAGCGGUCAGGGACAAGGCCAGGGUCAGGGACAAGGCCAGGGACAGGGAAGCGGCCAGGGAAGCGGUCAGGGAAGCGGUCAGGGACAAGGCUGGGGAAGCGGUCAGGGACAAGGCCAGGGAAGUGGCCAGGGUCAGGGACAGGGCCAGGGUCAGGGACAAGGCCAGGGUCAGGGACAGGGACAAGGCCAGGGAAGCGGACAGGGUCAGGGACAAGGCCAGGGUCAGGGACAGGGACAAGGCCAGGGAAGCGGACAGGGUCAGGGACAGGGACAAGGCCAGGGAAGCGGUCAGGGACAAGGCCAGGGAAGCGGCCAGGGUCAGGGACAAGGCCAGGGUCAGGGACAAGGCCAGGGUCAGGGACAGGGACAAGGCCAGGGAAGCGGACAGGGUCAGGGACAGGGACAAGGUCAGGGACAAGGCCAGGGACAGGGACAAGGCCAGGGAAGCGGACAGGGUCAGGGACAAGGCCAGGGUCAGGGACAGGGACAGGGACAAGGCCAGGGAAGCGGACAGGGUCAGGGACAAGGCCAGGGAAGCGGUCAGGGACAAGGCCAGGGAAGCGGACAGGGUCAGGGACAAGGCCAGGGAAGCGGCCAGGGUCAGGGACAAGGCCAGGGAAGCGGCCAGGGUCAGGGACAAGGCCAGGGAAGCGGCCAGGGUCAGGGACAAGGCCAGGGUCAGGGACAAGGCCAGGGAAGCGGCCAGGGCCAGGGAAGCGGACAGGGUCAGGGACAGGGCCAAGGCCAGGGAAGCGGUCAGGGUCAGGGACAGGGCCAGGGAAGCGGA
Carassius auratus (goldfish) is the source of this 1145-nucleotide messenger RNA. Its product is annotated as fibroin heavy chain-like. The transcript has 5 exons. Lineage: Eukaryota; Metazoa; Chordata; Actinopteri; Cypriniformes; Cyprinidae. The record is from RefSeq and is a predicted model, not a curated record. Gene Ontology annotation, molecular function: peptidase inhibitor activity. The annotation marks the transcript as partial. Gene Ontology annotation, cellular component: extracellular region.